Molecule: messenger RNA, 2717 nt
Organism: Lepus europaeus (European hare)
Lineage: Eukaryota; Metazoa; Chordata; Mammalia; Lagomorpha; Leporidae
Gene: CAVIN1
Product: caveolae associated protein 1
Exons: 2
Coding region: 171-1319 (382 amino acids)
Biological process (GO): termination of RNA polymerase I transcription; transcription initiation at RNA polymerase I promoter
Cellular component (GO): caveola; cytoplasm
Molecular function (GO): rRNA primary transcript binding
Source: RefSeq, a predicted model, not a curated record
CCCCCGCCCCGCAGUGCUGGCCGCCGUCCCGGUGCGCACGGACGUGGCUCGAGUUUCCUCGGCUCUCCGCUCUCGCUCGCUUCCCCCUCCCGCUCCCCUUCUCUCCGGGCCUCGGGCUCCCGCUCCAGCUCCAGCUCCUCUCGGCCGGCCCCGCACGGCUCCGGGCAGCCAUGGAGGACGUCACGCUGCACAUCGUCGAACGGCCGUUCUCCGGGACGCCCGAAGUCGAGGACCGGGAGCCCUCCCAGGUCGGGGCGCCCGCCGCUGAGGAGCCGUCGGGGGCCGGCUCGGAGGAGCUGAUCAAGUCGGACCAGGUGAAUGGCGUGCUGGUGCUGAGCCUUCUGGAUAAAAUCAUCGGCGCCGUCGACCAGAUCCAGCUGACCCAAGCGCAGCUGGAGGAGCGGCAGGCGGAGAUGGAGGGCGCGGUGCAGAGCAUCCAGGGCGAGCUGGCCAAGCUGGGCAAGGCGCACGCCACCACGAGCAACACGGUGAGCAAGCUGCUGGAGAAGGUGCGCAAGGUCAGCGUCAACGUGAAGACGGUGCGCGGCAGCCUGGAGCGCCAGGCCGGCCAGAUCAAGAAGCUGGAGGUCAACGAGGCCGAACUGCUGCGGCGCCGCAACUUCAAAGUCAUGAUCUACCAGGACGAGGUGAAGCUGCCGGCCAAGCUGAGCAUCAGCAAGUCGCUGAAAGAGGCCGAGGCGCUGCCGGAGAAGGAGGGCGACGAGGCGGGCGAGGGCGAGCGGCCCGAGGAGGACGCGGCGGCGCUGGAGCUGUCGUCCGACGAGGCGGUGGAGGUGGAGGAGGUCAUCGAGGAGUCGCGCGCCGAGCGCAUCAAGCGCAGCGGCCUGCGGCGCGUGGACGACUUCAAGAAGGCCUUCUCCAAGGAGAAGAUGGAGAAGACCAGGGUGCGCACGCGCGAGAACCUGGAGAAGACGCGCCUGAAGACCAAGGAGAACCUGGAGAAGACGCGCCACACCCUGGAGAAGCGCAUGAGCAAGCUGGGCACGCGCCUGGUGCCGGCCGAGCGGCGCGAGAAGCUCAAGACGUCGCGGGACAAGCUGCGCAAGUCCUUCACGCCCGACCACGUGGUGUACGCGCGCUCCAAGACGGCCGUGUACAAGGUGCCGCCCUUCACCUUCCACGUCAAGAAGAUCCGCGAGGGCGAGGUGGAGGUGCUCAAGGCCACGGAGAUGGUGGAGGUGGGCGCCGACGACGAGGAGGCCGGCGCGGAGCGCGCCAGCAGCCCCGACGUGCACACGCUGCUGGAGAUCACCGAGGAGUCGGACGCCGUGCUGGUGGACAAGAGCGACAGCGACUGAGCCGGCCGCGCCCCGCCCCGCCGCGCCCGCGCUUCCCCCGCGCCCCCCGCCCCGGCCUCCCCUUCCCCACCUCUCCCAGCACCCCCCCCCCGCGCCCCGCCCGAGGAGGAGCCCGGAGCGGGAGGCAGCCCCCACGAGGCUCAGAGCUCCAGUGUAGACGGAGUCCGGGUACAAGGGGGAAGAGAGGGUGACCCGUGCUCCGGAUGUCCCAGUCGUGGACCCAGGAGGAGACCGCUGGCGGGCGCCCCUCGGGGGCUGCCUUGCCCUCGGCCACACUCGCGCCCGGCUUCGAAGCUGCCACUCCCGCUCGUCUUCUCCCUUCUCUUUCUGACCUGUGCUGGCUUCAAAGCCAAGUUUACCAAAGAGGCGAGUGCAUUCUAAAGGGGACCUUGGCCGGUGCAGGAGACGAGACCCCCGCCCCCCCACCGGAACCUGAGGAGCUGGGGGAGAGACGGCAGAGGGGCUCCGCCCCGCAGAGUCCCGCACAGGCUUAUCCGUGGGGGUUCCCGAUGAGGAAGAGCCCUGGGGAGGGAGUGCGACCCCUAAACUCCCUUGUUUACGCACCUGCUCGCGGGAGCGCGCACGGGGCUGCGGCCUCGGGAGGGAAAAUGGAAGGUGACGAAGAGUGCAGAGGCGACACGUUCCCUCGUUAGCAGCACGGCCCCCGUCGGGGGCGGAAGGGAGGGAAGACAGUGUGAGGAAGCGAUGGUCCGAAGAGGAGGAGCGAGGCUUCUCCAGACCCCUCCGCCGGGCUCCGAGGCCGGCCCGGAAAGUGAGUGCCCCACAAGGGGGCAGCAGCAGGCUGCAGAGCGCCGGGCGUCCGGCGGCCGGCCCGGCGGAGAGCGGGAUGCUGCCGGAGGGGCGGGGAGAGCGGGAUGCUGCCGGAGGGGCGGGGAGAGCGGGAUGCUACCGGAGGGGCCGGGGAGAGCGCGGCGCGGGCCAGCUCGCCCCCGCAGCGCUUCCAGAGCGGCAGCACUAGCCAAGACCCCGCUGGUGUCCUCGCCUCUUGGGGGCCAGGGGACUCAGCUUCCUGCCCAGGUUCUCCUGGGGAGGCUCCAGCCCUCCCCGUGAAAGGCCCCGUCACUGCCCUUGUCUUCCCCAGCUCUGCUUUUUAGAAUUGCAGCUAAUUAAUUGUUUAAAGGGGUGGGGUGGGGGGCGAGCCUGGGGACACAACCUUUUAUACAAUACAAGCUUUGCCUUUUUUUUUUUUUUUUCCUCCUUUUCCCUUUUCUCAGUUCCCUUCUGUCCUCUGAAUGGUUGGAGGCGACCGCUGAGGGGAGGGUGGAAGUUGCGGGGCCAGGUCCCCUGGGCUGAUGGAGUUUCCCGUGGGCUCUGGGGAGCCUGUCUCCUUGCUGUGUCCUGGUGAGCAGCCCGACCAAUAAACCUGCUUUUCUAGAA